UUUCCAUCCAUUCCUUGAACUUUCAAUAGUCCCCGUCUACGUAAGCGACAAAAGCAACGAUGUCUCCUGCUGGCCCUAUUCUCAAGAACGGCGCUCUCCGCCAGGCUCUCCUCUCUGGAGUCCGUGCUGCCGCCAAGGCGCAGUCCAGCCAGGGUGCUGUGCGCACUUUCACUGCUGCUGCUGCCCAGCUCUCGAAGGUCCGUGUUGAGCGCGACACCAUGGGUGAGCUCGAGGUGCCGGCCGACAAGUACUACGGCUGCCAGACCGCCCGCUCCAAGAUGAACUUUGACAUCUGCGCCGACACCGACCGGAUGCCCGAUGCUGUGAUCAAGGCCAUGGGCGUUCUGAAGAAGGCGGCAGCCAUCGUCAACCGCGACUUUGGCCUUGAUUCCACGGCCAGCGAGGCGAUCCAGCAGGCAGCGACGGAGGUGAUCGAGGGCAAGCUUAUGGACCACUUCCCGCUGGUGGUCUGGCAGACGGGCUCGGGCACGCAGACGAACAUGAACGUCAACGAGAAGCCCGUGCACCCGAACGACCACGUCAACAAGAGCCAGUCGUCGAACGACACGUUCCCGACGGCCAUGCACAUUGCGGCGGUGACCGAGAUCAACCGGCGCCUGAUCCCUGCGCUGACCGCCCUGCGCGACGCCUUCCAGGCCAAGCAGGACGAGUUCAAGAAUAUCAUCAAGAUCGGCCGCACCCACCUGCAGGACGCGACCCCGCUGACCCUGGGCCAGGAGUUCUCUGGCUACACGCAGAUGCUGACCAACGGCCUGAACACGUACACCGGCUUUGACAAGGCCAUGGCCGAGGAGAUCUCGAACAUCUCUGGCUACCAGUUCACGUCGGCGCCGAACAAGUUCGAGGCCCUUGCGGCGCAUGACGCGCUGGUUGAGGCAUCGGGCGCCCUGAACACCAUUGCCGUCUCGCUGUUCAAGAUUGCCAGCGACAUCCGCCUGCUGGGCAGUGGCCCGCGGUGCGGCCUCGGCGAGCUGCAGCUGCCCGAGAACGAGCCUGGAUCGUCGAUCAUGCCGGGCAAGGUCAACCCGACGCAGUGCGAGUCGAUGACGAUGCUGUGCGCGCAGGUGAUGGGCAACCACACGGCGGUGACCUUCGGUGGCGCCAACGGCCACUUUGAGCUGAACGUGUUCAAGCCCAUGAUGAUCUACAACGUGCUGCACUCGGUCCGCCUGCUGUCCGACGGCAGCGACUCGUUCCGCAAGAACUGCGUUGUCGGCAUCAAGGCCAACGAGGAGCGCAUCAACAAGAUCCUGCACGAGUCGCUGAUGCUGGUCACUGCGCUGAACCCGUACAUUGGCUAUGACAAUGCUGCUGCUGCCGCCAAGAAGGCGCACAAGGAGGGCACCACGCUGAAGCAGGCGGCCAUUGCCCUGGGCUCGCUCAACGAGGAGCAGUUUGACCAGUGGGUGCGCCCUGAGGACAUGCUGGGCCCCAAGGACUACAAGAACUAGACAUUGCACGAAAAAGUAAAACCACAUAGUAUUGACCAGCCUGCUGGGACGAGAUGCGUGGACAUGUAUGGCACCAGGAGAGCAAAAUAGGGAGAUGGGGCAGAUCGACACAUGUACAUUGAGCAACACACGGCAUACAGCCUGGAGGUGGGGAAGGCACAUCACUGCAUACGUAAUUUAGCAAGACGUGAGAAAAAAAGGCUCAUGAAGUCGUUGUCGCGUUUCUUAGUUGGCAGGACGGCGUCUGCGGUAGCACUUCAGCGUGCGGCCCGGGGUGCUUGGGAUCCUGAACAGUGGCAACCUCGAGCGAAGCAACUGGGGAUGAGGUCGGUGCCGCAGACGGCAUAGGGGGCUCUGUCGCAGCAGUGGCCGGUGCCGAGCUGGCCGGUGCCGAGCUGGCCAGUGCCGAGCUAGUAGAAGCAGCCAUGGGGUCUGGGUUCCGGCCGUUAUCGUCGAGCGACACGGUAGGAGAGGCCAUGGGGGCGG
Molecule: messenger RNA, 1958 nt
Organism: Linderina pennispora
Lineage: Eukaryota; Fungi; Kickxellomycota; Kickxellomycetes; Kickxellales; Kickxellaceae
Product: fumarate hydratase precursor rhizopus oryzae
Exons: 5
Coding region: 60-1472 (470 amino acids)
Biological process (GO): malate metabolic process; fumarate metabolic process; tricarboxylic acid cycle
Cellular component (GO): tricarboxylic acid cycle heteromeric enzyme complex; mitochondrion
Molecular function (GO): fumarate hydratase activity
Source: RefSeq, a predicted model, not a curated record